Messenger RNA from Harmonia axyridis, 2000 nucleotides. RefSeq lists its product as uncharacterized. The coding region runs from base 86 to 1726 and encodes 546 amino acids. The transcript is spliced from 8 exons. The record is from RefSeq and is a predicted model, not a curated record. NCBI's taxonomy places the organism in Eukaryota, Metazoa, Arthropoda, Insecta, Coleoptera, Coccinellidae.
ACAUGUCAUCUCAUGAGUGAGAAUUCAACAUUAAAGAUCUAUUAUCAAAUCGUCAAAAUGACAGGGAAAUGUCACUCCCCGAUUCAUGGUUAUACAUUUAUCUUAUAUUUUAAUAAAUAUAUUAUGUAUUCUGUAUACUAAUGCUCAAAUUGUUAUAAAGGACGCCGGUAUUGCAAGAAUACAACCUACAGAUAUUGGAAUGAUAUUUUAUUUAACAUUAGAAAACAUUUGUCCGUCAGAGAUGUAUAUUUCAGUCAGAGGUGUGAAGUGUUGUGAGGUGAACACUUUAACUGGCGGUAAAGACUGUGAAUCUAUGAAACUCAUGGGAGGCGACCCUGGUAUCCUUUGUGCAGGGAGAACAAAAAACGUUACUUUGAUCUAUCCCAAUUUGUAUUUAUUCGGCAGACAAGGGUCCUGCACCGUCCUUGUCGUUUUCAAAGUAGGCAUGGUGACCGAUCAUUUCUUCCACAAGAUCCGCUUCAAUACGAAGGGUAGUUUUGAGGACUUCUCGGUCAAGAGAUGCCCCUGCUACACCCCUGAUCUAGACCCUUUCAGGAACUGCACUCCUGUAGACUGUCCCAUCAAGUAUUCAGGCCACCGGAACUAUUUCAACGCUUUCACGAAAUACUGCGAACCUGUACCUUAUUGUAAAUCUAUUCCUGGAAGCUAUAUGCCCGAAGAGAUGUACGAUAUCCUGCACAACAGAUGCGUCGACAUCCAUUGCACGGUGACCACAUCAGAUGUGGCUCUGAUCGAGAACCGAGGUAUACCGACGUGUCCAGUGCCGUACGUCCUGGGUAACAUGAUAUGUCAUCACGGGUGCAUCGACAAGAAAACGGGGGAGUGUAUCUGCCACGACAAAUGGUUAUCGACCGUCAGCAACGAACCGGAAUUCGUGCCUAGCCUGAUAUCUUCCCAUAUGUGCAACAUCAAGACCGGAAGUUGGACGGAACUGAAUAAGGACAAAUUGUUGUUGACGAUCCUCGUGAUGGUGGUGAUGACAUCCCUCUGCAUCCUCAAACUCUUCUUUCUGAUAUGCAUACUGCACUUCUGCUACAAAUGGGCCAGAUCGAGAGCCAAAGGAGAGAAGAAAUCGAUGACACAAUUUGGGUUUGGUAAAGAUUACGGCACGAUAUGUCCUGGUCACUCCAGCUGCAGCAAGACAAGUUGUAAAAAGGUACAACAUUCCAGGAAAUCUCGAAGUAAAAGUAGGGAGAGAAGCUGUAUCCGCAACCUCUUCAGCUCGCCGCCACGAAAGCAGGUCUGCUGCAGGUCCCAAGGGGCCCUUGCCAAAGCAAUAUUGUCCGAUAAAUGUUUUCAAUUAGAUGUGUGUCCAUGUCCAUGUCCAGACGUUGGCGUGAUAGCAGCAGCCGAAUGUGCCUGCAAAGAACAGACCACGGAUAGGCCACGAUCUAGGCCGGCUUCGUUGCAAACUGGCCCUUCGAGUAACUCUAAGGAAUCUCUGCUGAGCGACGAGUCAGAGUCCGAGUCAUCAUCGGGCGCUUGUAGUUGUGAGUCAACAGACGAGAGUGUCAACGAAAAAAGUCCGAACACAUAUUUCACAACCACGUACACCACUGGUUUCUACUCCUCGACCCACGAAACCAAAGGGACUUCUUCCGGUGGCAACGAGUCGACUACUCAGACUCUUUCGAAUUUUUCCAUCAAUAUGGAAUAUGACACGGAGGAUCUGGAGUUGGAAUGCUCCUCGUCCAGUGAGAAGUGAUGUUAACAUAGUUUCGGUUAUUAAGCAAGUGAUAAAGUUGGAGUAAGAUGUACUAUAUAGCCUUUUAUACUGAAAAGAUUCGGCCAAAAUCGAUUUUUGUUUUCUAUGGAAAUAGAAGCAAAUCUUCUGUGUUAAUGUUUCAGUUCUCCAUCAGAUUGAAACAUACAGGAACGUUGGAAAUUGAUUUUGGAUGAGUAUAAGAGUGCUAUGCUUUAUUUUUUAAGUGACCAAUGUAAUUUGUUAACAAGCUGUGAGAAAUAAAAAGUGAAAUAAG